Molecule: messenger RNA, 9250 nt
Organism: Cheilinus undulatus (humphead wrasse)
Lineage: Eukaryota; Metazoa; Chordata; Actinopteri; Labriformes; Labridae
Gene: pde8b
Product: phosphodiesterase 8B
Exons: 22
Coding region: 411-3023 (870 amino acids)
Biological process (GO): signal transduction
Molecular function (GO): 3',5'-cyclic-AMP phosphodiesterase activity
Source: RefSeq, a predicted model, not a curated record
GGAGGAGACAGAGAGAGGAAGAGAGAGGGGGAUGGACUGUGGCCAAUGAUCUGCAGGCAGAAAGUGGAGACAAGAGGAGAUUUCAUAAAUCCAGAUACUCUCCACGGGCCUUAAAUGCAGCAUAUGUGACAGAGGAUGGGAGGGAAGAGGUGAUGAAGAGCAGCCAGGUGGUUUAGUCCAUUUAUUCAUUUGAUUCAUCCGUGUAGCGGUGGUACAGGCCAUCAGGAAGGCUUAGAUUAGAUCCCGAGACACCUUUUGUCCGGAUAUGAUCUGGAAAUCAAAGAUCAGGAGCUGAAGAGGACGUGUGAAUUAAAGAGGAGAGAGAGAGCAGCCGAUGCCCGGAGAAAACAUCCGCCUGAGUGGACCGCAGGAAGGUGGUACCCGACGCGUUUCCUCUCCGGGAUCCGGUGAUGGGCUGCGCUCCCAGCAUCCACGUCUCUCAGAGCGGGGUGAUCUACUGCCGAGACUCGGACGAAUCCAACUCCCCGCAUCAGACCACCACCAUCUCUCAGGGCACGGCGGCCACGCUGCACGGCCUCUUCAUCAAGAGCGAUGCUGCAGAGACCAUCCCCUCCGUCAUCUCCUACCAGAGCAGGCACUCACGGAACAACUCUCACCGGGAUCGGAAGGACAAGAGCGGAGGACACGUCCGCAUCGAGGCCGAGACGCAGACCAGCCACACCAGCGUCAAGGUUUCCUCUACAGAAGAAUGUGUCGGACCAAUGAGACUGACUCAGGAGCCAAUUCAGGUCCUGCUGGUUUUUGCCAAAGAGGACAGUCAGAGCGACGCCUUCUGGUGGGCUUGCGACCGCGCUGGAUUCAGGUGUAACAUCGCGCGGACACCUGAGUCUGCCGUCGAGUGUUUCCUUGACAAACACCAUGAGAUAAUCGUCAUCGAUGGCCGCCAUUCACGCUACUUUGAGCCUGAGGCUGUGUGCAGGUUGAUUCGAGCCACGAAGCCCUCUGAAAACACAGUUAUUCUAGCCAUCGUGCCGCAAAAAGCGGCUGACCAGGAAGAGCCAUCUGUUCUUCCUCUCCUGUGCGCUGGAUUCAGCAGAAGGUUUGUGGAGAACAGCAGCGUGUCAGCGUGCUACAACGAGCUCAUUCAGAUAGAGCAUGGAGAGGUGCGCUGCCAGUUCAAACUCAGGGCCUGUAACUCUAUCUUCACUGCUCUGGAACAUUGUCAGGAGGCGGUGGAGAUCACCAGUGAGGAUCACAUAAUACAGUAUGUAAACCCAGCAUUCGAGCGUAUGAUGGGCUACCACAAGGGGGAGCUGAUGGGGAAAGAGCUGACUGAACUCCCCAAGAGCGACAAGAACAGAGCCGACCUGCUGGACACCAUCAACACCUGCAUCAAGAAAGGAAAGGAAUGGCAGGGUAUUUACUACGCCAGGAAGAAGUCAGGGGACAGCAUACAGCAGCAUGUGAAGAUCACACCUGUCGUCGGCCAAGGAGGGAAGAUCAGACACUUUGUAGCCAUAAAGAGACCUCACAUCGACAACAAUAAUCAGGUUCACAAGUUCAACAAGGAGGACAGAUGCAGCGGGGAGCACUCACAGUCAGAGUGCCAUUCUCUACGUCACCGCGACAGGAGGAAAGACUCAAUCGAAUCCCGAUCUCUCAGCUCGCGUGGUAGUGAUGCUCCCAGCCUACAAAACAGAAGAUAUUCCUCUGUCGCCAGGAUUCACUCCAUGACCAUCGAGGCUCCUAUCACUAAGGUCAUUAACAUCAUUAACGCAGCACAGGAGAGCAGUCCUGUGACAGUUGCUGAGGCUCUGGAUCGUGUUCUGGAGAUCCUGAGAACCACCGAGCUCUACUCCCCCCAGCUCGCCUCCAAAGAAGACGACCCCCACACCAACGACCUGGUCGGGGGGCUCAUGAGUGAUGGGCUGAGGAGACUCUCUGGAAAUGAAUAUGUCUUCUGCAAAAAUAUGAGCCAGAGCCAGCUGGCGAUCCCUGUCACUCUGAAUGAUGUCCCUCCGUCCAUCGCUGAGAUGCUGAAUGAUGAGGAGUGCUGGGAUUUCAACAUCCUGGAGCUGGAGGCAGCCACACACAAGAGACCGCUGACGUACCUCGGGCUGAAGAUCUUCACGAGUUUUGGCGUGUGUGAUUUCCUGAACUGCUCAGAGGCCACACUGCGCUCCUGGCUGCAGCUCAUGGAGAGCAGCUACCACUCCUCCAACUCCUACCACAACUCCACUCAUGCUGCAGAUGUCCUGCAUGCUACAGCCUACUUUCUACGCAAGGAGAGGGUCAAGGGUAGUCUGGAUCAGCUAGAUGAGGUGGCGGCUUUGAUAGCAGCCACUGUACACGAUGUGGACCACCCAGGUCGGACCAACUCCUUCCUGUGCAACGCUGGCAGUGAACUGGCGAUCCUCUACAACGACACGGCCGUGCUGGAGAGUCACCACGCCGCCCUCGCCUUCCAGCUCACCAUGCGAGACAGCAAGAGCAACAUCUUCAAGAACACAGACAGGAACCAGUUUCGGACACUUCGACAGGCCAUCAUCGACAUGGUUCUGGCCACAGAGAUGACUCGACACUUCGAGCACGUCAGCAAGUUCGUCAACAGCAUCAACAAACCGAUGGCCGCCAUAGAGGAGACCAGCACAAGUAGCAUAAACAGUGACUGUGAGGGUCAGGCCAACUUCAGGAACUCUCCGGAGAACCGUCUGCUGAUCAAGAGGAUGCUCAUUAAGUGUGCAGACGUGGCAAACCCCUGCAGGCCGCUGGAGCUCUGCAUUGAGUGGGCUGGACGGAUCUCUGAGGAGUACUUUGCUCAGACAGAUGAGGAGAAGAGACAGGGGCUGCCUGUAGUGAUGCCGGUGUUUGACAGAAACACAUGCAGCAUCCCCAAAUCUCAGAUCUCCUUCAUCGACUACUUCAUCACUGAUAUGUUUGAUGCCUGGGAUGCCUUCGCCACCCUGCCCGGUCUGAUGGAGCACCUCUCAGAGAACUACAAAUACUGGAAGAGCUUAGACGAGAUGAAGUGUAAGAGUCUGCGUCCUCCGCCUCCUUCUUGACCAUUUCCUCAUCUCCACCCUCACAUCCGUCGCUCUGAGCGGGGCAGGACAGCGGCACUGGUCUGUGAAGGAACAGUUAAGUCACGGUGCCAGAGCUCUGGGCCCUAUCUCUCUUGGUGUGUUCACUGCCAGACCCUGGGCGCAUCGGGGACUCUGGGAGUGGACUGAUGAACUACAAGACACUGUUUCAGUCUCAAAUCACAGCCUCUCUCUUUUUGUUGAUGGCCCUGAUCCUGAAAAGCACUUCUUCUUCUUCUUCUUCUUCUUCUUCUUGGAAACUGUGUGGACCUCCUGACAAUCUGUAAUAUACAGUGUAACACAACAGAAACCUGCACUUUAACUCAACCUUUUCUUUGCUCACACUUUCUUUUUCUGUCUUUAAACAUGUCUUUUUCUUGUUCUACAUCUGCCUAUCAAUAAGACGACCAAACCAAGAGGCAAUGAUGGAAACUCAGCACUGAGGAUCGGUUUGGGCUGGUCAGUGUGGGAAAUGUGUGUUUACGCUUCAAAUUGCCAACUUUAUAAGGUGCUCAGCUGAAAAUUUUUAUCCUUAUAAGCUGUGUUCAGAAUUUGAGGGACAUGUUGACCAAAAACGAAGCAAUCCUGCUCCUCGUAAAGAUGUCGGAGAGAUUUGGGAAGGAAGAGUCCAAAACUACCAGGGUCCUAUCAGAAGUGGAGAGCCAGCCAGAGGAGAAGAUUUCUGACAUUUUUGCAGGGUUACAGUCUUUCUUAAAGAAAUCUGCAAGCAAAAAUCCAAAACUUUCUGCCCUGUUUUAGUCAUUUGAACCUAAAAUAUUCAUGUAAGGGCAGGUUUUAAAACGUAAGAAUUGUCCUUUAAGUCAGAUUCUUUCAUCAAAUGUUGAAACCAUCAGAUCACACACUCAUAGCUUUGUGACACUAACUGUAGAAAGUUUCAGCCAAAUAGUAAGAGGAGAGCGAGUAUCUGAAUAAAACUUCCCCAACUGCUGAAGGAUCAUUUCAGGACUGCAAGGGUGAAACUGCAUCGCUGUCGGACAGUGAGACAAAUGAAAGAGUGCCAGAACAACACAACCAUCCAGCUGCUACAGAGCCAGCUCUGACUUUAACAACCUUUUUGUUACACUAGUUUUCUUGACGUAAAUCCUGCAGCUGCAACUCAACUUUCCGUCAUUCUGCUCUCUUAAUAGAGGGAGAUCUAGUUUUAUUUAUCUAUUUAUAAAUGCUAUUGAAUCAGAAAAUCAGUCAAGAGAAGCAUUAAAGGGCCACUCAGAUCAGAUACUGUAUAUGUGAUGUGUCUGCUCUCUGGUGGUUAGUAAGAGGUACUACAGCUGAUCGGCACAGAUGUCAAAUCUGUAUACAGGUGCAUCAUUUGCUAGAUCAAACUUAAAUGUAUAAGCUUUAAUAGCCCAGAACUAAACCAGUUUUAUUCUAUUGUUGAUGGGUCUGUGAACUCCCCUAUAGAGCUGAACAUCUGCUUAACAAGUUGGCAACUUUUAAAUCAAUACUAACAAUUAUUUUUAAGUGAUUAAUAACCUUUGGGUAUUAUGAAAGGUCAUAAAUCACACUUUCUUUACUUACGUUGCUUUGAAUUAUGUAGAAAAGACAACAUCAAGGAUUUAGGAAUAAAUCACAGUUUCUCUAAGAUCAAACAACAGAGCUGGGCACACUUCUGUUAAUUAUCUGCUUAAGUUUUUUAAUUCAUUUGUAACAUGGAUGCAACUUUGAAUAUAAAUUAUCACAACCCACAACUAUUGUUAACUUCUGUUUUUAUUCUGUCGUUUUUAAAGCAAAAGCAUUCAGCCUCCUGUACUUUAGAGCAGUGUUUUCCAACCUUUUUCUGGGGACUCUAAGUUUUUUUCUUGAGGGUGUUAGCCAUCACAACAAGUCCAUUUUCUGUACUUUGUUGCGUAUAACGCCUGCAUUCUGCACCAUCCUCAGCUGGUUGGCUGAGCUGAUGGUCAGUGCUAGCUUGGAUAACCCUAUUUUUGGACUAAAUCCACUUUAUGAGCCUGAGCGGGGCCACUUCACCUCCAUCACAUAGGCCGUCUUUGAAUAACCAACCCCUGGAGUCCUCAGUGGCUGUCUAGUCUGGGACAGUGAGUUUAGAAGCCAAGCAUCCAUAAGUGUGACUUCGGCUCUGUUGCAGCCCAGCGGGUUGUAGAGCCUUGCUUUGUGUUUAAUUAUAAUGAAUGGGAGAGUGUCAUAGGGUGGAGCUCCCCCAUGUGGCUAUAAUUUGCACUGCAUACAUAAGUGUCCCAUUAAAGGCUUUAGCAAAGAAAUUCUGAAAACUCAUUUGGUAACCCCCUAAAAUCUCCCAUGACCCAUUUGUCUGCUCUGAGGCUGUUAAAUUAGAUGUUAGUAGUUUAUUCUAAGGCCUUUUGUAAGAAUAACAUGUAGACCUAUUUCCUUAUAGUUUUGUUCAUGAAACAGUUGUUGAUGUUUGACAGCAUGGCAUCUUUUUUGUCUUUCAUGUGGGUUGUAGGGGGUCAGUAUUUAUUAGGUACAGAUAGGGGGGCUCCAAGGAAACAAGGUUGGGAACCACUGCUUUAGAAGGCUUUUUGAAUAUCCAGCCAAAAUGCCCCAGGUGCUUUUAUUGUGAAAUUCUACUUUACCUAGCUGAAGCUGCAUAUUUCUGGAGCUCUGCUAGAAUGAUUCCAGAUAGUUUCUAUUAUUUCAGGAAACCUUGCAGUGCAGAUGGAUGAUCAGAUUCCAAAUCUGUCAUCAGGUAGAUCCAUCUCACAUAGCUUUAAGUUGAAAGUUUGUUCCCAGUCAGAGAUCUUUUUUAAUUUUUGGAGGAAAAAGCAGUAACUAUGGGUUCUGUUUAGAUUAGCAUUGAUUUAGCUUUAGUGGUGGUUUUAUCAGUGCUGGACUACAUUUCUUUAUUAAAGGAAGAGCAAAGAACCACACUGAAAGCUUUUCUUGGUAGAAAAGAUGUUUUUGCUUUUCUUCUGUAGCCAGACACAUCAGAUAGACAGUUUCAUGUAUCCAUCGCAUGAAUACACUUCACAUUUAUCAGGGAAAGCUCCCAUACAAAUAUUUGAGAAAGCCAGGACUUUUCAAAUAAUUCUCAGAAGGUGAUUGGACGAACGUUCUGUACGUCACAUUUAUUACAAGCCAAUCAGAGAAACAAGACAAAAUGAGGUAGAAGACAUGCGCAGCUAAGCUAACAUGCAUGCAGACAUGCUAAGCUAAGCUGUACAGGCUAGCGCUACCAUAGUGUUUGAAUGAUGAAGCUUUUCUUUGGCUAAAAUUUACGCUAUUGGAGACGUGCAGAAACAUCUUCUCCGCUGGUAGAAACUCUCAUUGUGGCUCUUUGCUCUUGUUUCAAUAAAGGAAAGUGUCUGAGGUCUGAUUAAACAUCUACAUCCAGGGUAACUGCCACCAUAAGAUAACUUUUGUGCCCACCUCUGCCAAAAAACAUAUGAAUCUAAGAAGCUAUCGUUUAUAAAUCAGUUUUGUUUGUUAGAACUACUGUUAGAGCUCUUGUUUCUUACGUUAAAUCUAAAGAUUAGUGUGCUUAGAUGCUCUUUGACAACAUUUUAUUAAGUAAAUUAGCUUUAUUAUUUAAAGUAUUGCUUCUUUAUAGAUUUCCACAAACAUCCAGAGCGUUUUUAUUUGUUUUUGCAGCUCCAUGUCUAAGACUUCUUUUAAACUAUGCUCAUGAAUGAACAUGAAGGACAUACAUGUUGCUGUGCGUGUACAGUGAGUGUUUUAAUCCAGAAACACAAAUCACUGUAUGAACCAAAGGCACAGGUGCCUUAGAGUCUGUGGUCGUUUUUACUCAGAUGAAGGUGUUUUCUGGCUCUCCUCUAAAAGCCAUACAUGUAUGAGGUUGUUUUCUAAUAGUUGUGUUGAAUCAUGUUCUGUGGGUAUUGAAUCGGUGUCUACGGAAGCCCUAAGCGGACAAGAAUACAUACAUUUAUUUACUCGACUCCUGUGAUAAAAGGAUUGUUUUCUCAAACUUCCCUUGUCUGUUUAUUUGAAGAUAUAAUACUACCUCUACAGGGUUAACAAGUUAGUUUGGUAGUUUUCUAGUGGAGGCUAUAAAACCACCUUUUAAGUUACUUGUCAUCAAGUUUGAGGGAUGUCAUCCCAUUUGAUUUCAGACGACGUCUUUAGAGGCCAUACAUGUUGGCCGCCAUCUUGAAAAUGCUGUCUCAAAGCAACUUACAGUCCACCUUGAAACAGACAAAGAGGUGCAGCUGUGGUGGGUCUUAAGGCUCAUCUACGCUCCCUACUUAGAUCCCUAAGCUUUCAACAUUACAGCUGUCACUCAUACUCCUGAGCGUCCUGUAUGUUGUCAUCUAACUGAGGGCUCAGUGUCCCAAAAAUUUGUGUAGUUUGAGCCGACCUUUAAAGCCUCCUGACAAACAGCUGCAACAUGCUGGCUUGCAGCCUUAUUAUGCAGAACUUGUAUGGUCACUGCAUCCAUGAAGUUUUUCAUUUUCUGUCCUGUGAAUUUCCAUUUCCCUUGCACUUUUAGUUUAAAUGUGGACAGCUGUUAAUCGCAUAGGUUUUACCUCUGUUUUGAUAAGUUAGAGUAUGACAUUCACAGAUAUAGGUGUUAUUAAAACUUUACUGUCCCCACAACAAGCUAACUAGCUCUGCAGAGUCAGAAAACAGAAAGAAAUUCAAGAAAAUCUUCCUGUAGGACAAUCCUGAUUCCUUGUCAUCUCCCUCUUUCCUUGUUCCCUGUCAGAAAAACCUUUACUUAUAUGUUCUAUCGGCAUCUUUGAAACAUAUUUAUUUAAUCAUUAAUGACCAAAAGACAACUUUUAAUCACCUUACACCAUACUUUUAUCUUUUAAAAGUAUCAGUUUAGCGCUGGUAUUAGAAAAAGCCCAGAAAUUGCCCCAUCGUAGUGAACAGUGGUAUUUUUUUAAUUGACUUAAUAGGAAUGAUUUUUUUCUCCACACUGCUCUAACACCACGCAUCAAGGACAUGUGAUUAACGGUGUAAUAUUGCUUUAUACUGGGGAUGUCAUGUGGCAGGAUAUUUCAGAAAAUAAUUCCAUAAUUCAAGCUGAAAGAGUCGUCUCUUUUUGCUGAGUUGAACUAAAUAACCUGGCUCGCUAAGAAGAGCUGAUACUCCCAUCACUAGGUCAGGAUACUGCUAUAGGAAUCAAUGUAAUCAAGCUGAAUAUACUUACUUGUGUUCAAACCAAAACAUAAUUACAAGAAAAUUUCAGCCCCUGAAAGUUUAGCCCAUAAAAACCUGCACUGUUACAAUCAAAAUCAAUGUUGAACCAGGCAGUAUUAGCAUAUUUAUUACUGCUAUUAAAAUGUGCAUUUUAACAUCAUGUCUAUGUGCAACUUCUGGUACUUCAGCAGCUAGCCUCUAGUGGACCCUUAGGGUAUUGCAUUUUUACUUCACUUACUGUUUUACUGUAGGUUGCCACUUUACAUCACAGGAAAAUUGAGUAAAUAUGUAUGUAUGUCUGCUUACAGCUUCAGGAAGUGUCAACAUUUCACCAUUAGUCGUUUUAUAAUGAUUUUUAGAUAUUUUCAAUCAAAGAUGUCCCUUUCUCCAUGUUCAGUGUUUUCAUAAUGAUGCGUCGUCUUAUUAUUGAUGACCAAGGUCUUAUUAACGCCUUAAAUCCUGUCACGUCUCAGUGUUUUUGUCUGCUAUUGUUGCAGUAAACUGUAUAAGCUACCUGCUGUUCCUGUAAAGAAUCGUGUAUUUUAUUGUUUUUGCUUUUUAAGUAUUGCUGUUUUUAUGUUGCAGAGGUGGCUUUUAAGAGUUUCAUUUUCUCCUCCACCUCUGGAUGUUUCCUGAUCAUGAGAAGAUAUUUUUGCUAGAUUUCUAUCCACAGUGAUGAUUUAAAUAUUUGAGAUUAAACCCAUGCCUUUUGUUUGAGCAGCACUGACUGAAUCAUAGUAGCUAAGUAAGCCUCACUGCUUUAACUCGUGAGGCAAAGCCAGAUUGUAAACCUGCUUUUUAUCUAACAUUAAGCCUUCACUACUCUCUUCUUCCUCCUCCUUGACUGAUGGCCGUGACUGCAGACAACGUGCCAAUCGUUUAUAAACCAACUAGAGUGUUCAAUGUUUUAUGCACAGAUACAGAUUAUUUUUCAAAGACAGGGACGUUCUUGCUGAUGAGAACGGUGGUCAAUGUUUUGGGAGAUUUUACUGCCUCAUGCAUCGUAGUGAACAAAGCUUUCCAUCACUUUCAAUGUUUGUUUGUAUAUUUAGUUUUUGCUCCACAUGUUUUAUUUAAUGUUCUGUCAAACACAAAUAUAUUGUGAGAUA